AUGGCACCACGAGACAUCAACACGAGCACUUCCCGCCGCCGUCCCUCGCUUUCCCUUCGCAGUCGACCUCGGACUGCUACCGUAUCGACCAUUCAGACCAUUGGACCGGAUCACGAGCUCUGGCAUGGACUUACCGUCGUCGACUCCGAUGACGAUGGGCACGAUGGGCAGGCUUUGGAGGAACAUCAUAUCAGCGAGCAGGUUCUAGAGGAUACAAAUCACUUCCCGGAACCCGCUCCUAGGCGCCGCGGAGCGAAGAGCUUCUCCAACCUGCGGCACCCCGUGGAUGGGCUGCGCGCUCUGGGGCGUCGUCUUUCGGUGACGAUCCGUAACAAGUCUACAAGGCACUCAGCCAAUCCGACUGAGGAUACCACCAGGAAUUCCUGGUGUAAUGAGGCCAGUGUCGAUCGCCGGUCAUCGGUCAACAGUGUUUCGGGGAUACAUGGCCUGCCUGCCUCGGUGUCUGGCCUCGUCCCCGGUAACGGCCUGGCUCCUCCAGUUUUCCCGGCUGACAUUUAUGCGGGGGCAGCUGCUCGUGCCGCGGCCGCCGCUCAAAAUGAAUUGGCCCGAGCGCUGCGUGAGGGAGUCAAGUCGUCCGAGACGAGGCUGACCCGGGACUCCGAAAGUGGCAUCGGCAUCGAUUUGCGCGAUCGCUCCGAUCUCUCAGACUCUGCUCUGGCGGUUGUGCGGAUUGACCCUGUGGCAUAUCUUCCGCCGGAGAUCAUGUCGCUGGUAUUCUCCUACCUUGACCCGGAAUCACUGAUGCAGUCAGAGCUCGUCUCUUGUGCUUGGAGGGAGCAGGCUUCCUCCCGGCACAUCUGGCGACAUGUGUUCCGUCACGCCUAUAGACACCAUCGCCCUAGUGGGCUUCCGACCAAGAAGAGGCAAGCUGCUGGUCUGGGCAAGGCUCGCCCAGACCAAGAUUGGAAGCGGAUGUUCCUUGUGCGGCGCGCUUUGGAGCAUCGUUGGAAGGAGGGCAAGGCCGCUGCUAUCUACCUGCAUGGGCACACGGACAGUGUCUACUGCGCUCAGUUCGACGAGGACAAAAUCAUCACUGGUUCACGCGACCGGACCAUUCGCGUCUGGGAUGCUCACUACCCUUGGCCAUGCCGUAAGAUUAUCGGCCCCUCGCCUGGUGAUGUCUCCGGCAUCGGCCCCGUCAACAACCCAACGCAGCAGUCAGCUGGCAAGCCGCCUUUUCUGACCAUUUGUCCCCCUCCCACGCGCUCUGCAGGCAUUACGACACCAGUGGAGCACAGUGCAGACUAUCACAGCGCGUCCAUCCUUUGUCUCCAAUUUGACGAAGAGAUAAUGGUCACUGGCUCUUCUGAUUUUACUUGCAUUGUGUGGGAUAUCAAGAAUGACUACAAGCCGAUCCGGCGCCUGGAGGGACAUCGGGCGGGAGUUCUUGACGUCUGUUUCGAUGAUCGCUAUAUCGUCUCGUGUUCCAAGGACACCACGAUUUGUGUCUGGGACCGACAGACUGGAGCCCUUGUCAAAAAGCUGCUUGGCCACCGGGGUCCUGUCAAUGCUGUCCAGCUCCGUGGUGAUUUGGUAGUCUCUGCCAGUGGAGACGGUAUUGCCAAGCUGUGGAACAUCACUUCCGGGCUUUGCGUGAAGGAGUUUCUCAGCAAGGAUCGGGGUCUAGCCUGCGUUGAGUUCAGUGAUGAUGCUCGGACAAUACUCACGGGCGGCAAUGACCGUGUGAUUUACCAAUUUGAUGCAAACACCGGAGAGAUGGUGGGCGAGCUCAAGGGCCAUGAGGAGCUCGUCCGGUCGCUGCACCUGGAUAACAUGAACCAGCGCAUUGUCAGUGGUAGCUAUGACAUGAGCGUCAAGGUCUUUGAUGCGCAGUCUGGUGAAUUGUCAAUUGACUUGCCUGGUUGGACGACCAGCUGGAUGCUCAGCGUCAAGUCAGAUUAUAGGCGCAUUCUUGCUACCAGUCAAGACUCUCGUGCCGUGAUAAUGGAUUUUGGUUAUGGUCUAGAUGGCAUAGACUUGCUAGAAGAGUGA
Molecule: messenger RNA, 2013 nt
Organism: Aspergillus homomorphus CBS 101889
Lineage: Eukaryota; Fungi; Ascomycota; Eurotiomycetes; Eurotiales; Aspergillaceae
Product: F-box/WD repeat-containing protein
Exons: 2
Coding region: 1-2013 (670 amino acids)
Molecular function (GO): protein binding
Source: RefSeq, a predicted model, not a curated record